UAUUUUUUUUAUAUUGUUUAGUUUGGUGGACUGCGGCAGUUCAUCAAUGACGUUGUUUUAGGACAUCUGUCGUGUAGUGGCCAAGUCCAUCGAAUUCAAGAUGAAAAGUUUCUGCGUUAUUUUGUUUUUAGCAACUUGUCUGUUCACGGUGAAUGGAAGACAUCCAAACUGUAACUUCAUGUGGGAGCUGGAGAGGGAACAAGAAGAGUGUCUGGCUAGACUGAAGGAGCAUGAGUCAAACACUUCCAGAGAACCAGGCUGCAAAGGAGUCUGGGAUAACAUAUCUUGUUGGGAUCGUGCUGGGAUUGGAGAGACUGUCACCAUCCCUUGCCCAAGAGUGCUCCAGGCCUUAUUCGGCACAGAUGGAAAUAUAAGCAAAAAUUGCACUGCGAAUGGAUGGUCCCCAGUUUUCCCCAACAUUACCAGUGUGUGUGAAUCAGGCAUUAACGAUAAGCAGGUCUUCUACUUGGUAGUGAAGACUCUAUACACUCUUGGCCACAGCUUGUCUUUGAUUGCUCUGACAACUGGCAGUGCCAUCCUUUGUCUGUUCAGAAAACUCCACUGCACACGGAACUACAUCCACCUGAACCUGUUCUUCUCCUUCAUCCUGAGAGCAGUGGCUGUCUUGGUGAAGGAUGACAUCAUUUUCAAUCGUAGUGCUCAGUGCUCCAACCAACCUUCACUGAUAGGAUGCAAGGCCAGCUUGGUGUUCUUCCAGUACUUUAUAAUGGCCAAUUUCUUCUGGUUGCUUGUUGAGGGACUUUAUCUCCAUACUCUACUGAUGGUGAUCUUCUCUGAAAAUAGACACUUCAUUGUUUAUCUUCUGAUUGGCUGGGGAAUCCCAACUGUGUUUGUGUUUGCAUGGGCAAUGACAAGGAUUUAUUAUGAAGAUACUGGAUGUUGGGAAAUAGAAGAUCACCCAGUACCAAACUGGGUAAUCAACGGUCCUAUCUGUUUCUCCAUCCUUGUGAACUUCAUUCUUUUUAUUAGCAUUAUAAGGAUUUUGGUUCAGAAGUUAAGAUGUCCAGAUGUGGGUGGAAAUGACCAGUCACAAUACAAGAGGUUGGCCAAAUCCACUCUCUUGUUGAUUCCUCUCUUUGGCAUUCAUUACGUGGUUUUUGGUGCUUUGGGGGAAUUCAUUGCAAUGGAUUACAAAGUAUUUUUUGACCUUGGUAUUGGAUCCUGUCAGGGUUUGGUGGUGGCCAUCUUAUACUGUUUCUUAAACAGUGAAGUCCAAGGGGAGCUGAAGAGGAAAUGGCGGAGUAUAUGUCUUAACUGCCACAUGAGCAGAAACAACAACCCUAGCAGCACCUAUGCCUCGCGAAAUGGAUCCGAGAACAUGGUGCAGUUCCAGCGUAAUUCCCGUAGCCAGUCCAUCCUGCAGUCUGAGACCACGGUAUUGUGAGGGGAACGAGGCGCAGCUUUGAAACAAGCUACUCAUCCCCAAAACAGAUGCUUGUGUUUGUCAUCUUACCAAACACCACACAUCUUUGUAAAAAGAAAACAGGGUUGUUAUUGAUUAAAUGUACCUGCUUGUAGCAACUAUAGUGGUUUUAACUCAUCGGUUUAUUGUCCAAAGUGUACAUUGUAUUUCAACUGGUGUCAGAGAGAAGUGCUGUGCAAAUUCUGAAAUGGAUGUCCCACUGUUAUCAGUGACCUCCUGUCACUGAAGUCAUUCUCCAGGGCCUCUUCCUCUAAAAAGUAUUGGCUUCAGAGAUUUAUGUAUUUAUUUACUAUUUGUUUGAUUAGUGUAAAGGAAAUCAUGGUAUAUGUUAUUUGAGGAUUUCAUUGAAUAUUGUUAAAAAGUAAAUUUGUACAUUUGUGUGUGAUUUUGUCAAGAGUAUUUUAUCUGGUAAGACACUUGUUGCUACAUGUUGAUUUAUGGUUAAAUAUCUUGAAAAUGAUUGUUAACAAAAACAGUAUUCUUUUAUAUUUUCACCAAUUUACACCACUAUGUUGUCUGAUAAAAAUGUAUCCUGUAAGGCAAGUAAAAUACGGAACGUACAUUUAAA
Molecule: messenger RNA, 2012 nt
Organism: Osmerus eperlanus (European smelt)
Lineage: Eukaryota; Metazoa; Chordata; Actinopteri; Osmeriformes; Osmeridae
Product: vasoactive intestinal polypeptide receptor 2-like
Exons: 13
Coding region: 101-1405 (434 amino acids)
Biological process (GO): cell surface receptor signaling pathway; adenylate cyclase-modulating G protein-coupled receptor signaling pathway
Cellular component (GO): plasma membrane
Molecular function (GO): G protein-coupled peptide receptor activity; vasoactive intestinal polypeptide receptor activity; peptide hormone binding
Source: RefSeq, a predicted model, not a curated record